AUGUCUUCUGACGAGUCAACUAAGUCUCAGGAAGAAAUGUCAGAUACGAAAGAGGAUAUUGGGGAGUCGGACGACACCUACAGUCCAAACUCAGAAAAGAAUGAAACAGUACACACAGAGCCUCCAAGAUUUGCUGUAGAGAUUCUCCAGCCUAGUUCAAUUGGUCAUGAUGACAAGGCUCCCAAGCCCAGAGGACAACAUCCACAGUCAAAAAAGAACACAAGUUCAGCGAGAAAAUCAAGCACAAAACCUAGAGGAACCAAAAGAAAGCGCAUGUCUCAAAAAGCUAUACGGGAUUUGAAAAGAGAUAACAGGGAACUCAAAAAGGAAGUUCAAACGAUGGCCCAAGAAGCUGUCCGAAAUACCCGUAAACGAGGCAGGGCUCCGUUGAGCGACAUGGUCAUUGAGAAUACGAUUCAGGACUUAUACAAAGACCUGUGUGAAUGGGUCAAGAGCUUUUCUCUGCCAGGAGAAAUCCCAGUUCCUAAAAAGAAGAAAGAUGAAAUAGACUUCCUGUCCAUGCAGGACAACCCUGAACGAAAAAUCUGUGAACUCGAUGACAUUCCAGCUAUCAGGAAGCUUCCAAGGGGCUCGACAAUCUUUCUACAAGGAAUGCUGUCAAGCUUCAUCUGCUCAGAAAUUAUCGAGAAACCAUUUCUCUUUCUAGACAGUGCACUGGCUAAUAAGCCACGCGAAAGCAAGGGAAAAUCAUCUCCGACAAUCAGUGACACAAGUGAGGAUGAAUUCGAGGAAAUAUUCAUGAAUUUUGCUUCAAAAUUGGCAGAGAAUUUGGAAGAUGCAAAACAGCUAAAAGGAAAUACGGCUUUCAAGAACUACCAUAAUCAUGCCAAGGCACUGGCAGAAAAGUUUUUGGCAAGUCCAGCACACAUUCUGCUCAAGGAGGUACAUGGCCAGGAAAUAUGCAAGCGGAGGAACGAGUUGAUUAGUAUACUCAAACGUUACAGGGAGCUGAGCUUUCAGCUCUGGUAUCGAGUGGUCGAAGUGAAAUGUUACUAUCUUGGUUCAGAUCUCGUUCCUUCGACUUUCGAUCCUGCAUCGCCAGCCAUGGAGCUAUAUACUGCGCUUGAAGAAGAUGCAACGGGCAUUGAAAGCCACAAGCACAAGAACCUCACUGGACUGCGUGUUAUGGUCAUUAUGAAACCCGCUAUUGUUGCACACUGGGUCGACCAAGAAGAUAACAAACUGGAACGAUCAAAGGUUUGGGUCAAGUCCGUGGCGUGGGUUUACGCGCGUGAAGGGAGCAAAGAGUCUGAAUCUCAGCAAGGCAUUGUUGGUAAAGAGAGCAAUGAACACCAGGAAACCAUGGGCAUCUGCGAGAAGAACGAAGAAGAGCUUCCUCUAAACACGGACCUUGGUGAAGAGAACCAUGAGCCACAGCAAGUCAUCGGCGAAGACAGCGAUGAUGAACAUGAGCAUGACAUGGACAUCGACGAAGAAUGCCAGGAACAUCAGCAGGAGAUCACCACUCUUGACGAAAAGAGCAAUGAGCCUCAGCAAUGCAUUUAUGAAGAGAGAGAAGCUGAACAUCAGCAAGAGAUGGACAUUGACGAAAAAUGUCCCAAGACUAAGAAGGACAUGAUUGAAGAAAUUGGCGAAACAAAAACAAUGAGCGACAAGCGUCACAAAAAAUUGAACCGAAUGUUUAACUCGCCAUCUGCAUUUGAACAUUUACAUUGA
Rasamsonia emersonii CBS 393.64 is the source of this 1698-nucleotide messenger RNA. RefSeq lists its product as uncharacterized. The record is from RefSeq and is a predicted model, not a curated record. Lineage: Eukaryota; Fungi; Ascomycota; Eurotiomycetes; Eurotiales; Trichocomaceae. The transcript has 4 exons. The coding region runs from base 1 to 1698 and encodes 565 amino acids.